Molecule: messenger RNA, 4970 nt
Organism: Homo sapiens (human)
Lineage: Eukaryota; Metazoa; Chordata; Mammalia; Primates; Hominidae
Gene: PXDNL
Product: peroxidasin like
Exons: 24
Coding region: 670-4656 (1328 amino acids)
Biological process (GO): cellular oxidant detoxification; response to oxidative stress
Cellular component (GO): endoplasmic reticulum; extracellular region; plasma membrane
Molecular function (GO): peroxidase activity; heme binding
Source: RefSeq, a predicted model, not a curated record
AGUCCAGCAGCCACCAUCACCACCACUGCGGUUGCUGCUGCAGCUGCAGCUGCUGCUCUCCCUCCGGCUGCUUCUUCGCGUGGCCAGCAGCGAAUGGAGCGAUGGAGCCCAGACUGUUCUGCUGGACCACUCUCUUUCUCCUGGCCGGGUGGUGCCUGCCAGGGUUGCCCUGCCCCAGCCGGUGCCUUUGCUUUAAGAGCACCGUCCGCUGCAUGCACUUGAUGCUGGACCACAUUCCUCAGGUACCACAGCAGACCACAGUUCUGUACAAACAACCAGCAUUGUAUUUUUGGUAAUAAAAUCAAAACAGUGGAUUCUGGAGUUAGAGUGAGGACAAGUUUUAGAAGAGUGUAAAGGACCACGAUCAAGUGCAUCCUAGAAACAGCUUGUUCCAUCUAAAAUGUUUAAUUCCACUAAAGAUCUUGAUGAGACUUGAGGUUUAACAGAAUAAGAGAAAUUCCAGGGAGCGCCUUCAAGAAACUCAAGAAUUUGAACACACUUCUGCUGAACAACAACCACAUCAGAAAGAUUUCCAGAAAUGCUUUUGAAGGACUUGAAAAUUUGCUAUAUCUGUACCUGUAUAAGAAUGAAAUCCAUGCACUAGAUAAGCAAACAUUUAAAGGACUCAUAUCUUUGGAACAUCUGUAUAUUCAUUUCAACCAACUAGAAAUGCUACAGCCAGAGACCUUUGGAGACCUUCUGAGAUUAGAGCGACUAUUUUUGCAUAACAACAAAUUAUCUAAAAUUCCAGCUGGGAGCUUUUCUAAUCUGGAUUCAUUAAAAAGAUUGCGUCUGGAUUCCAACGCCCUGGUUUGUGACUGUGAUCUGAUGUGGCUGGGGGAGCUUUUACAAGGCUUUGCCCAACACGGCCACACCCAGGCUGCGGCUACCUGCGAAUAUCCCAGGAGACUCCAUGGGCGUGCAGUUGCUUCAGUAACAGUAGAGGAAUUCAAUUGCCAGAGCCCCCGAAUUACUUUUGAGCCGCAGGAUGUGGAGGUACCAUCAGGAAAUACCGUCUACUUCACCUGCCGGGCGGAAGGAAACCCCAAACCUGAGAUUAUUUGGAUACACAACAACCACUCAUUGGAUUUGGAAGAUGAUACUCGACUUAAUGUGUUUGAUGAUGGCACACUCAUGAUCCGAAACACCAGAGAGUCAGACCAAGGUGUCUAUCAGUGCAUGGCCAGAAAUUCCGCUGGGGAAGCCAAGACACAGAGUGCCAUGCUCAGAUACUCCAGUCUUCCAGCCAAACCAAGCUUUGUAAUCCAGCCUCAGGACACAGAGGUUUUAAUUGGCACCAGCACAACUUUGGAAUGUAUGGCCACAGGCCACCCACACCCUCUUAUCACUUGGACCAGGGACAAUGGAUUGGAGCUGGAUGGAUCCAGGCACGUGGCAACGUCCAGUGGACUUUACUUACAGAACAUCACACAACGGGAUCAUGGUCGAUUUACCUGUCAUGCCAACAAUAGCCACGGCACUGUUCAAGCUGCAGCAAACAUAAUUGUACAAGCUCCUCCACAAUUUACAGUAACCCCCAAGGAUCAAGUGGUGCUGGAAGAACAUGCUGUAGAGUGGCUCUGUGAAGCUGACGGCAACCCACCUCCUGUUAUUGUCUGGACAAAAACAGGAGGGCAGCUCCCUGUGGAAGGCCAGCAUACAGUUCUCUCCUCUGGCACUUUGAGAAUUGACCGUGCAGCACAGCACGAUCAAGGCCAAUAUGAAUGUCAAGCAGUCAGUUCGUUGGGGGUGAAAAAGGUGUCUGUGCAGCUGACUGUAAAACCCAAAGCUCUUGCAGUGUUUACUCAACUUCCUCAGGAUACAAGUGUCGAGGUUGGAAAGAAUAUAAACAUUUCAUGUCAUGCUCAAGGAGAACCACAGCCCAUAAUUACUUGGAAUAAGGAAGGUGUGCAGAUUACUGAGAGUGGUAAAUUCCAUGUGGAUGAUGAAGGCACGCUGACUAUCUACGACGCAGGGUUCCCUGACCAGGGAAGAUAUGAAUGUGUGGCUCGGAAUUCUUUUGGCCUUGCUGUGACCAACAUGUUUCUUACAGUCACGGCUAUACAGGGUAGACAAGCUGGCGAUGACUUUGUUGAAUCUUCCAUUCUUGAUGCUGUACAGAGAGUUGACAGUGCAAUUAACUCCACACGAAGACAUUUGUUUUCACAAAAACCUCACACCUCCAGUGACCUGCUGGCUCAAUUUCAUUACCCGCGUGACCCACUGAUUGUGGAAAUGGCAAGAGCAGGGGAGAUUUUUGAGCACACGCUGCAGCUGAUACGGGAACGUGUGAAGCAGGGGCUCACUGUGGACUUGGAAGGCAAAGAAUUCCGGUACAAUGACUUGGUGUCCCCGCGCUCCCUCAGCCUCAUCGCCAAUUUAUCUGGAUGCACAGCUCGCAGGCCUCUGCCAAACUGCUCCAACCGGUGUUUCCAUGCGAAGUACCGCGCCCACGACGGCACGUGCAACAACCUGCAGCAGCCCACGUGGGGCGCGGCGCUGACCGCCUUCGCGCGCCUGCUGCAGCCAGCCUACCGGGACGGCAUCCGCGCGCCCCGCGGGCUCGGCCUUCCUGUGGGCUCCCGCCAGCCCCUCCCGCCGCCCCGGCUGGUCGCCACAGUGUGGGCGCGCGCGGCGGCCGUCACCCCCGACCACAGCUACACGCGCAUGCUCAUGCACUGGGGCUGGUUUCUAGAGCACGACUUGGACCACACAGUGCCUGCGCUGAGCACAGCCCGCUUCUCGGAUGGGCGGCCGUGCAGCUCCGUCUGCACCAACGACCCUCCUUGUUUCCCCAUGAACACCCGGCACGCCGACCCCCGGGGCACCCACGCGCCCUGCAUGCUCUUCGCGCGCUCCAGCCCCGCGUGUGCCAGCGGCCGUCCCUCUGCGACGGUGGAUUCAGUCUAUGCACGAGAGCAGAUCAACCAGCAAACAGCCUACAUCGAUGGCUCCAACGUUUACGGGAGCUCGGAGCGGGAAUCCCAGGCUCUCAGAGACCCUUCGGUGCCUCGGGGUCUCCUGAAGACAGGCUUUCCUUGGCCUCCCUCCGGAAAGCCCUUAUUGCCCUUUUCUACAGGCCCACCCACCGAGUGCGCGCGACAGGAGCAGGAGAGCCCCUGUUUCCUGGCCGGGGACCACCGGGCCAACGAGCAUCUGGCUCUGGCCGCCAUGCACACCCUGUGGUUCCGGGAACACAACAGGAUGGCCACGGAGCUGUCCGCCCUGAACCCCCACUGGGAGGGAAACACGGUUUACCAGGAAGCCAGGAAGAUCGUGGGCGCGGAGCUGCAGCACAUCACCUACAGCCACUGGCUGCCUAAGGUCCUGGGGGACCCUGGCACUAGGAUGCUGAGGGGUUACCGAGGCUACAACCCCAACGUGAAUGCAGGCAUCAUUAACUCUUUUGCUACUGCAGCCUUUAGAUUUGGCCACACAUUAAUCAAUCCUAUUCUUUACCGACUGAAUGCCACCUUAGGUGAAAUUUCCGAAGGCCACCUUCCGUUCCAUAAAGCGCUCUUUUCACCGUCCAGAAUAAUCAAGGAAGGUGGGAUAGACCCGGUUCUCCGGGGGCUGUUUGGCGUGGCUGCUAAAUGGCGGGCACCCUCCUACCUUCUCAGUCCUGAGCUGACCCAGAGGCUCUUCUCCGCGGCUUAUUCUGCGGCCGUGGAUUCGGCUGCCACCAUCAUUCAAAGGGGUAGAGACCACGGGAUCCCACCAUAUGUUGACUUCAGAGUUUUCUGUAAUUUGACUUCAGUUAAGAACUUUGAGGAUCUUCAAAAUGAAAUUAAAGAUUCAGAGAUUAGACAAAAACUGAGAAAGUUGUACGGCUCUCCAGGUGACAUUGACCUCUGGCCCGCCCUUAUGGUUGAAGACCUGAUUCCUGGUACAAGAGUGGGACCAACACUUAUGUGCCUGUUUGUUACCCAGUUUCAGCGGCUAAGAGAUGGAGAUAGGUUCUGGUAUGAAAACCCUGGAGUAUUUACCCCGGCACAACUCACUCAGCUGAAGCAGGCGUCCCUGAGCCGGGUGCUUUGUGACAAUGGUGACAGCAUUCAGCAAGUGCAGGCUGAUGUCUUUGUAAAGGCAGAAUACCCACAGGAUUACCUGAACUGCAGCGAGAUCCCGAAGGUGGACCUGCGAGUGUGGCAAGACUGCUGUGCAGACUGUAGGAGUAGAGGACAGUUCAGAGCAGUGACGCAAGAGUCUCAAAAGAAACGCUCAGCUCAAUACAGCUAUCCUGUUGAUAAGGAUAUGGAGUUAAGUCAUCUAAGAAGUAGGCAACAAGAUAAAAUAUAUGUGGGUGAAGAUGCUAGAAAUGUGACAGUUCUGGCAAAAACAAAGUUCUCCCAAGAUUUCAGCACGUUUGCAGCGGAAAUUCAGGAAACCAUCACAGCACUCAGAGAGCAGAUAAACAAGCUGGAGGCACGCCUGAGGCAGGCAGGGUGUACAGAUGUUAGAGGGGUUCCAAGGAAGGCCGAGGAGCGCUGGAUGAAAGAAGACUGCACUCACUGCAUUUGUGAGAGUGGCCAGGUCACCUGUGUGGUGGAGAUUUGUCCCCCGGCUCCCUGUCCCAGUCCUGAAUUGGUGAAAGGAACCUGCUGUCCAGUUUGCAGAGACCGAGGAAUGCCAAGUGAUUCCCCAGAGAAGCGCUAAUAAAAGUUUUGUGCUGUUGAGCCCCAAAUGGGAAAUUUCUCAGGAAGAGACAUUUAGGACUUCAGAACUUUUAACUUGUAGUCACAUUGUUGAUAUGGAAACCACUGACUUAAGCAACUUAGUUCAUCUAAUCUUACAUAUACUUACGAUCUUUUAUUUUUUCAUUUUCUAACAUACCUUGAAAUAAUUCAAAACUAAAAGCAAUAAAGUGCAUAUGAAGUGUUUGAUCAUAAGAAAUAUUUCUUACUGUAAGCUGUCAGUUUUAUAUGCCACACCUGGAAAUAAAAAGAAUAUCAUGGAAUAUUUAAAAAAUA